Messenger RNA from Tuber melanosporum (Perigord truffle), 665 nucleotides. RefSeq lists its product as uncharacterized. The transcript is spliced from 4 exons. The record is from RefSeq and is a predicted model, not a curated record. Gene Ontology annotation, biological process: regulation of transcription by RNA polymerase II. Lineage: Eukaryota; Fungi; Ascomycota; Pezizomycetes; Pezizales; Tuberaceae. The coding region runs from base 88 to 444 and encodes 118 amino acids. Gene Ontology annotation, cellular component: mediator complex. Gene Ontology annotation, molecular function: transcription coregulator activity.
GCCUACAUACCUGUCCUCCCAAUAGACAAGCAUCCGCCAUAUACCAGCCGCAAACCAUCAAUCACGGUAAUACUUUAGCAAAAUACAAUGGCAGAUAGACUAUCCCAGCUUCAAGACGCUAUCGACCAGAUGGCAACCCAAUUCUUCAGCGCCCUCCGCUACAUCGCUGUCAUCGACGACAAAACCACAUUUGACGGCACCUCUCCCCCCCCCGCCGCAAAGGUCGAACUCGCCCGUGAUUUGAUAUUCAAAUCCAAGCAGAUCGAGUUCCUGAUCACCUCUUUACCGGGAAUCGGCGUUUCCGAGGACGAGCAGCAGGAGCGGUUGAAGAGUUUGGAGACCGAGUUGAAGGAGGCGGAGGAGGAGAGGUGCAGGGCUGUGCAGGAAAGGGAGGCGGCGGCGGAGAAGUUGGACGCAGUUAUUCGGAGGUUGAGAAGGUUUUAAAUUGUUUAGGGAGGAGAGCUAGAAGUGACUUUCUUUUAUCUCGAAUGUUGUACUGUGGGCGUAUCGAGACUCGCAACGUGCUUGGGUGAAGGGAUUACUGGCGUUUUUUCACCAAAUUGUAAGGAUCCCUUAAGGGUAUGAUGGGUUGUUUCUUCUGCCUUAGUGCGAAGGGCUUUACAUUUUAUGAAAGGUUAGAACUGCCUAGAUCUCCUUUUGCUAGC